ACAGUGAGUCAUUUUAUUGACUGGAUCCAGAAGUCAAGAAGAACAGGAAGCACUCGCAAGACGCUGCUUCAUGUGCAGGAACAAAAUAUCAUGUCGUCUGAUUGACUACAGACAGAAUAAAACAAGAACGUUUUGGUUUCUAUAUCCCUGUGGUACACGUGGGGCAGUUUUUGGUACCGUGACAUCAAUUCUGGUGACUCUAAACCCUUCUGGACUUUGCAACAGGUUGAUAAAAUCACUGUCUUGAAAUCAAACCUGAAUCGAGAUGUUGGACGGAAUCAAGAUUGAGGAUCAGUUGAGAUCGGGAGCAGCGUCUUUAGGACUCAUUCUGGGGUCUGAUUGCUCUCAUCAGAAUGUGUGUGAAGGAUGUCAGAGACCCAUUUCUGAUCGAUUCCUCCUGCGCGUGAACGAGUCUUCAUGGCACGAGGAGUGCGUGCAGUGCGCGGUGUGUCAGCAGCCUCUCACCAUGAGCUGUUACUCCAGAGACCGCAAAUUUUACUGUAAACACGACUACCAACAGUUAUUUGCCACCAAAUGCAGUGGGUGUCUGGAGAAGAUCGCGCCCACUGAGUUUGUGAUGCGUGCCCUAGAGAGUGUUUAUCAUCUGGCGUGUUUCUGCUGCUGUGUGUGUGACAGACAGUUGUGUAAAGGAGAUGAGUUUGUACUGAAGGAAGGACAGCUGCUGUGCAAAAACGACUACGAGAAAGAGAAAGACCUACUGCACUCUGUCAGUCCAGAGAUCUCUGACUCGGAAAAAAGUGAGGAUGAAGAUCUGGAUGUGAAGCCAGAGAAAGGUUCAGGAGGUCAGGGAAAAGGCGGCGAUGAUAGCAAAGACCCCCGCAGACCCAAGAGGCCACGUACCAUUCUCACCACCCAGCAGCGACGAGCAUUCAAAGCCUCCUUCGAGGUGUCCUCCAAACCCUGCAGAAAGGUAAGAGAGACACUGGCAGCCGAAACCGGUCUGAGUGUAAGGGUGGUCCAAGUUUGGUUUCAGAACCAAAGAGCAAAGAUGAAGAAAUUGGCCCGUCGACAACAGCAACAACAAGAACAGCAGAACACUCAGAGGCUCGGACAAGAUGUGAUAUCGAGCAGAAUGGAGAAUCUGAUGAACUCCUAUACGCCGUUGGCUCCGCCUCCACAGCAUCAGUUAGUCUCCAUGGAAACAAACGGAUACAGCACAGACCCGUUCCAGCAGGGUCUGACCCCUCCGCAGAUGCCCGGUGAUCACAUGAACCCAUACGGAAACGACUCCAUUUUCCACGACAUCGACAGCGACACGUCCCUCACCAGCCUCAGCGACUGCUUCAUGGCAGGGUCGGAGAUCGGCUCCUUUCAAACCCGCGUGGGAAACCCCAUUGACCGUCUGUAUUCCAUGCAGAGCUCCUACUUUGCAUCCUGAAAGCAAAUGUAGACCCAGACUACACAACCACAAAAACUACCCAUCAGCCAUGACCUGCAACGACAGUUUCACGUACGACAACAAACAUCAAGUACAGGUUCAAAUAGAGUCUGGAGGCAGACGGACAAGACAAACCGAAACGCUUAAACGAAACCAGAUCUUGGUUUUCCUAUGGGAGACAUGCUGAGCGGGUCUUGAGGUUCAAAGGUGCGCUGGAAAAAUGUAUGAGAGACACUGAAGAUGUUUCAGAGACUUUCACGGGACAUUUCCAGCUAUACCACUGGGUGAACAAGAUAAGAUUGGAUCUUAAAUAAUCAUCAGCCUUCUGUUUUAAAACACAAUUUCGAGUAUUUAUGUGAAGACGUGCUGUGCAAAAAACCUCAUGCCGUUUUCCACAAACAGACUUUUUGUAUUUUUUUAUCAUCCUAUCAGAGGACAAACAUGAUGCCGAGCUGUUGAUGUCUUGAUAAAGACUAAAAGCUAUUUAUUACGUCCAUGUGCCAAGUAAACCUGCAAAGCUUUAUUUAAAAUAAAUCGUGUUACGGUAACAUUUUAUGUCCCUGGAAGAGUGUAGUAUUACUGUCAAUGUGUGAAACUGUAUGUUUAUUUUUCGCUGUGCUAUUUAUUUUUUA
Molecule: messenger RNA, 2031 nt
Organism: Triplophysa dalaica
Lineage: Eukaryota; Metazoa; Chordata; Actinopteri; Cypriniformes; Nemacheilidae
Gene: lmx1ba
Product: LIM homeobox transcription factor 1, beta a
Exons: 8
Coding region: 266-1399 (377 amino acids)
Biological process (GO): regulation of transcription by RNA polymerase II; neuron differentiation
Cellular component (GO): nucleus
Molecular function (GO): DNA-binding transcription factor activity, RNA polymerase II-specific; RNA polymerase II transcription regulatory region sequence-specific DNA binding
Source: RefSeq, a predicted model, not a curated record